Adineta ricciae is the source of this 759-nucleotide messenger RNA. Lineage: Eukaryota; Metazoa; Rotifera; Eurotatoria; Adinetida; Adinetidae. The record is from the annotation of a GenBank genome assembly.
AUGAUGUCGUCUUUGAAUAAUAGUAACGAAAAUCUCGAAACUAAACGUCGACAAAACCUUGAAGACAAUCGUCGUUUUCUUGCUGCAUUGAAAAUCAACGAUAUUCGCGAUGAAAUCAAACAAAUAAGUGAUCAUACGCAAUGUGCAACCGGACGUCGAGCAUUAAAAAAAUCAAUGUCGUCAGAUAUGAUUCGUCGUAGUUCGAGAAUACGGCAAAACACUGUUCACAACGAAAAUGUUCCAUUGUUGGAACGCAGAUUAAAGAAGAAGAAAACUGAUGAGAAUCAAACAAAUUCGAUGCCAAAAGUUAAAUUACAACUACCUGAACAUAUGUUGGUGCGAUAUCAUUCAACGAGCAAAAAAGUUGCUCUAUACAACACCAAAGCAAAACUCGGUGGCGAGAAUGAGAAUAAACACGAGAUAAUGUCGUCAGAGAAAGAAGAAAACGCACCUGCUAAUGAUGAUAAAUCUGAAGAGCAAAGCGAUUCAUCAAAUAAAACUGAAAAGGACAAUGAAGGAUCUGAUGAUCAGAAAGAUUCUGGAGAAAGCAAUGAAGAAUCUGAGACUCAACAAGAUUCUGGAAAAGCCAAUGAGGAAUCUGAAGAGGGCAAUAAGGACGGAGACAAUGAUGAAUCCGGGAAAAGUGCAUCGUCCGGUGGACAUGUAUCAACAGGACCAGAAAGAUUUGUUGAAGUUGGUGGUUCAGGCGGAUCGACAGUACAGAAAGGUCAUGGCGUCGAGGCAAUGGUUCAUCAUUAA